AGCUGAUGCUUAUGUCACCAAUAGAACCGGACUAUAUAUUUCUCCACACACCAACACACAUGCUCACACACUCAAUGCUUUGUCACACUCUUUGUCACUCGCUAUCUACAGCUAUUUUUCCUCUCUUCGACAGCACUGAUACACUAAACAAACACUCUCGCCAACACUUUAUCCAACAGCCAUUUGGACAUUGCAGAGGUGGCUGGGUCUGCUGUCCUGCACAAUGGAAAACAAGGCUGAUGUAAAAGCCAUUAUGGCUCGCUUUCAGGCGAGUGGAGCAAGUACCGAUGAACCAUCAUCCACACCAGUAGGACGUCCCAAACAACCCUUACACCCCACCCUUUCCUCUGGCCCCACAGUACCGUCAAAAAAACCUGUCUCAGAGAGUCUCUCAGGCAGUGCGAUCAACCUUCCAGCUAAACCUUCUUACCUGAAAACAACACCAUCCACUAAAAGUGAUACAACGACCCAUGAACCAAACAAAACUAAAGCCCUGGCCAACAGGUUUGCAAAUAACCAAGAUGACACAAAUACCACCAAGAAGCCUUUUGUUGUCAAUAAACAACACCAACCUGUGAAGCCAACUUUUUCACAGACUUCUGAAGCACAAGAACCUGCACAGAAACCACCUGUCUUCAAGCCGUCUCUCAGUGCCACCUCAUCAGACUCCAAGCCUGCCUUUCCUAAACCCUCCUCAGUUGGACCCAAACCCAGCUGGGUAAAAGAGGACAACAGUGGGGGUGCACCGGCAAAUGCUGGCUCCACCCCACCCAUAAAGCCUUCUGCACAACUAAAACCAAACAGCAGCGUUAGAAAAUUAUGGCAGCAAAAUGAUGGAAUGGCAGAAGCUAACACGGACACAGCGAACAAACCCCCACCUCCUGUUAACUCCACUCCAAAGCCCUCCAACUUCAGAACUGCUCAGAACCUCUUCAACAAGGAGAAGGACAUAGCAGAGGAGACGGAUGACGGCCCAAGAGCAGGUGGAGCUGGAAAACAGCCUCUCACAACCUCCAGCUCCAUCCCUCCUCCAAAACCUUUAGCCAGUAAGAAACCCAGCUUAAAGAAACCAGUGAAGCCUCCUCCAACUAGCAACGUCAGUGGGGAUCCCACCUCAGGCCCUAAGCGAAACCCCCUCCCUAACAGUUUAGCCCUGGGCCCUGCCCCGGCUAAACCCAACCGACCUCCCAAAGUCAACCUGGAGAGUUUCAAGAGAGGAACGGAAACAUCAAAUGAGGGUCCUGCAACAUUAAAGAAACCCGUCGCCGCAUUUCCAGGCCCACCUCCUGGUAACAAUAACAACCAGGGGACCCCUCCUCAGCCCCCAGUUCCCAGCCUGCCCCCUCGACACCCUGGACCCUCAAAUCAGCAGGAAGAGUUCUAUGAUGAUGUUGAUGAACUCAUCAGUGCGCCUCCACCUCUGCCACCAUCCUCAGUUCAUCCAAGUCAGAGGGGAAAGGCUCAGGAGGAGGAGGACGAUGAUGAUGAUGAUGGUGAGAUGUAUGAAGAUCUUGAUGAACGAUGGGAAGCGGCUGAACAAAAACAGGAAAAAAAGAAAGAUAAAGAGGAGAAAAAACGACUAGAAGCUGAGAAAAAGGAGCAGAAAGAACGUGAGAAGAAGGAACAAGACGCCAGAAAGAAAUUCAAACUGGUUGGAUCACUCGAGGUCAUUCACCAGGGGAAGGCUCGUGUGGAUUGUAAAGGCACUAAGACAGACCUCUGUCUGAAGCAGGGAGAUGGUCUGGACAUCAUCCGAGUCCAGGGAAACCCAGAGGGGAAGUGGUUAGGACGGACGCAGGACGGAUCCAUUGGUUAUGUGAAGACCACAGCAGUGGAAAUCGACUUUAACUCUCUGAAGAAUCGUCAGGCUCAGCAGCCGUAUGAACCCGAGGUCUAUGAUGACAUCGAUGUUGUCUCUUCUGACAACAGUGGGACCAGAGGACCAGGAGUGGUUCUACCUCCACCACCAGGUGAUGGAGAAAUAUACGAUGAUGUUAUUGACCCAAACCUGGAAAUCAGUCCGUUGGACCCGAGAGCCUCUAUUAAGAAGCAGCUUGGCUUCCUGCGGAUGUUUGAGUGGAACAGACGUCCUUCCAGCACUAAUGAAGUGCCUCCACCAACUCAGUUUUCUGAGGCAAAUUCAGAUCAAACAGCAAUUGAUGAGGAGAUAUAUGAUGAUGUUGACUCUCAAAAUGCGCCUCUUCCUCCUCCCAUCAGCAGUCUUCCACCUCUGAGAGGCAAAGACAUGGACCCAAAGAAGCAGAAGAAGUUCGAGAAAGAGGAGAAGGACUUCAGGAAAAAGUUUAAAUAUGAUGGGGAGAUCCGGGUUCUCUAUCAGGUGACCAUCAUCCAAAAUCUCACUAAUAAGAAGUGGAGCGGCAAAGAGCUAUCAGUCAAAGCUGGAGAGAAACUUGACGUCAUUGCGAAAGCUGCAGAUAACAAGCUGAUUUGUAGGAACGAUGAUGGCAAGUUUGGUUAUGUUUCAACCUGCUACAUUCUCUCAGAUGAUGGAGAUAUUUAUGAUGAUAUUGGAGAUGACUGCAUCUAUGACAACGACUGAGAAUCAUCUCACCAUUGGUUUAAUGUUUGACUGAUAUUGUUCAUGUUAUUUAUUAUGUUAAUUGCAGGCAUAUACAGUGAUACUGCUUUAUAUUAGUCCAACAAUCAGACUGAACUAACCUUUCACUGUACAUAUUUCAUACUUACUAUUUGUUUGCCAAAAAAAAAGGAUGUAAAUUUAGAACUCUGAACAACAAACAGGACAAUUUAAUAUGAUAUUGUGCUCACAACAUUACAGGAAAAUGGGAAAGAUUUAUUUUUAAAACAGUAUUUGCAUAUUUCUAUAAGCCUUUAUGUUUUCUUUUUCUUCAGAAACACGUACACUUCUGCUGUGUUUUGCAGUUUCAUAUCUCUGAUUUGUUUAUAAAAUUACCCACUGGAUUAUGGCCACUGAAACUGUAACAGCUUGCUUUACUGCUGCUCUGAUGUUUUGCCCAUAUGGGUCUGGCACAAUUACAACUUUGGAACAAAAUGUGUUUGAUGUCUUUGUUUAAUUCAUUGUAAAACCUGAGACAUGGCCCAAUUAACACUCAAUGAAUAUAUAAAUGCUAGAUUUCUUAAAUAAAAUAAUUCAAACAAAUAUUGAGUUGAAUAAAACAUAUGGAGACCAUU
Messenger RNA from Sphaeramia orbicularis (orbiculate cardinalfish), 3171 nucleotides. It is a transcript of the gene fyb1b, whose product is annotated as FYN binding protein 1 b. Lineage: Eukaryota; Metazoa; Chordata; Actinopteri; Kurtiformes; Apogonidae. Gene Ontology annotation, cellular component: plasma membrane. The record is from RefSeq and is a predicted model, not a curated record. Gene Ontology annotation, biological process: T cell receptor signaling pathway; protein localization to plasma membrane; integrin-mediated signaling pathway. The coding region runs from base 224 to 2560 and encodes 778 amino acids. Gene Ontology annotation, molecular function: protein binding. The transcript has 19 exons.